Molecule: messenger RNA, 513 nt
Organism: Lentinula edodes (shiitake mushroom)
Lineage: Eukaryota; Fungi; Basidiomycota; Agaricomycetes; Agaricales; Omphalotaceae
Exons: 2
Coding region: 1-513 (170 amino acids)
Cellular component (GO): membrane
Source: RefSeq, a predicted model, not a curated record
AUGGCUUUUGAAUCUCACAUUCGCCGUGGUCACCCUAUAAUUUUCUCUCUCCUCGCCCUUUUUGGCAUUAUCGAACUCGCUCUUUCCGCCUGGCUCACUGCGCGUUUCGACAGAUUUCACGAUUACUCUGACACUUCCGAACGAGACCGUGUCCGGUUCACCCUAUUCGCUUCCAUCUGGACUGUCGUCUCCUCUAUCCUUUUCGGUGUUCUGUUCACGGUGCACUCGACUGCUAGCGCUGCGACUAGUAUCAUAUCGCAUGUUGUCUGGUCGGUGUUGAGUUGGAUCAUAUGGACGGCUGCUGCUGCGGCGGUUACGGAGAUGUUGGGCGGAGGAUUAAAUUGUAAUGAUGUGACCGGGUUCAAUUAUUGUGGACAGUUGAACGCGUUGGAGGCGUUUGCUUGGAUCGAGUGGAUCUUGACCACCUUUGCCGUUAUUGUGGUGCUUAUUUGUGCCAUCAGUGCCGCUAGAAGAGGAGAUGGAUACCGUGGUGGUCUAGUUUCCCAAUAUUGA